This is a messenger RNA of Fusarium graminearum PH-1, 1944 nucleotides long. RefSeq lists its product as uncharacterized. Lineage: Eukaryota; Fungi; Ascomycota; Sordariomycetes; Hypocreales; Nectriaceae. The record is from RefSeq and is a predicted model, not a curated record. The transcript is spliced from 3 exons. The coding region runs from base 1 to 1944 and encodes 647 amino acids.
AUGGGUCAAAUUCCUGAGGAACAAAACUCUGAUACCUCGUCACAGUCGUCUCAGCGAGAAGACGGUUACACACAGCAUGUCAUCACUCUUCCGAUGCAAGCAAGUAAGCGACCGUAUUAUGGAGAGAUGAUAAAGGAUUACAAAACCGAAAUCCAGGCUUUCAGCGCUUCGUUCACUGGCGAACCUGGCGAACAGCCCAGCGAGCUUCUUGUGAAAAAGAUCCAUGAUCUUUUUGACAGGUUGUUCGACAUUUGCGAUUAUCCGCCGAAUGUCGUAGGAACGGUGCUUGAGUCACAACCUAGCGCUGACAUCGCCAAAUUCUGCUGCGAUGCCAAUCCCAAAUUCAAUUUCUUGUUUGAGCUCAUGACGGGUCUGGAUGAAAAGGAAAAGGAAGUUCUUAUCGUGAUUCGCAAUCAAGAACUUAUGCGACUUAUAUUCGCCCUCACUGAAGUCGCGGAGAUCGAAUGCUCGGCUGAGGGUAUCAAUCGACGCACUGACUUUCCGUCAGCUAUAAGGAUCACUCUUGCUCUAUGGGAUGAGGAUUUCAAUCCUUUCAAUUUCGAUGUUGUCAUCGGCUAUGACUAUCAUUACAUUCGUUCACGCAUUGCUAUGCAAUUGGCAUCUGGCACAGGCCGAAAGUCACCAGUCGUACUUUUAUUGGUGACAACGUAUUCCGUUGAGCACGUCAGCCUGCACCCCUUGAACAAUGCGUCUAAACUCGAGGAAACGAAUGCAAUGCUCGCAUGCACUGUCAGCGCAGGGCGCUAUCUCGAAGAUCCUGAACGUGGCUACAGCGAGCCACAUGAAAUUGCUGAAAUAUUUGCGCGUUACCUGAAUGGCAUUACUGAUACGUUGAACUGGGAGCCUCAGGGAAUACCGGACGACGUUCUUGAUAUCUUCGAAGGCCCUAUGUCCCAAAACCAACUUCUUUUUGCAGUGGACGACUUGCAUGGGAAUGGCCACAAGCGAAAGUUUAGCGACGGUGGCGAGGCUGCUGAUGCCAAACGAACGCGGACACUUCCCCUCCGAGAUCCACCAGUUGGUUCCAACAACCCUCCCAUGCCUCUUGCAACACGGCAGUGGCUUGACAGUGCACUGCUUCGAGGAGAGGCCAACAGUAGAGAGGCGACUACUUCGGCGGACGAGUACAAGCGCAGGGUUCUAUUAGCGGCAGAAGUCGAUGUCGAACAGAAGAACCAUAUUAACCGUCUUGACAAGGAGCUCAAGGACUAUCGGAAGACAGCAACUAAGAUUGGGUUGUCAAAUCGUGCCGCUAUCCAAGACCGAACAGUCUUUGAAAAGGAAAAGUCCAAAGCUGAAGCGGCUCUACAAGCUGCCACAGCAGCUGCGCAUAAAGAGAGCGAGAAAUACAAGCAGAAAAUAGCCGAGCUCGAAUCUACGAUCGGCCAUCUGAGGGAGGCACCCGGAGCUGCUGAAAGGCAAGACGCACUCAGUGCGGCGCAAAAACAGUUGCAGAUCACGGAAGACAAGCUGAAGGCCGCCUUGACAGAUGUGGAGUUCAUGAGAAGCCGCUAUCAGGAUGUUGGCUCUGCAGCAGCACAGUUGUCCAACGAGGUCAAUGCAUUGAAGACACAGAACGUCGCUCUAGAGCAGAAGGCUUCAGCGAACCUGUUGGCUAUCCAUGCACAGCAGGCUUCUGGGGAGAGGCAAGCUAUGCAGCAGGCGAUUGAGAACCUACAAGCGCAACUCCAGCAAAGGGACGCAGAACUGACUGCAGCGCACCAGAAACUUAAUAGUUUUGCGAAUGGGCGGAACACACGAGGAGGCAGCAUGCCUCGCAGCCCCCGCGUUCCGAGUGGAGUGAGUCCACGGCCCAACCGGGCGUAUACUGGUUCUGCUAGUAGAGGAACAAGUCCUUCCGGGCCUGGUACACAAUUUAUGAGCCAACAGGCUCAAAAUACCAGGUGGAACCCUAUUCAAUGA